This is a messenger RNA of Cucurbitaria berberidis CBS 394.84, 1976 nucleotides long. RefSeq lists its product as uncharacterized. The coding region runs from base 91 to 1887 and encodes 598 amino acids. The record is from RefSeq and is a predicted model, not a curated record. The transcript has 2 exons. Lineage: Eukaryota; Fungi; Ascomycota; Dothideomycetes; Pleosporales; Cucurbitariaceae.
GAGCCGGAUCUCCCCUAAUAACCUGUAGUCGAUAAUCCUCCGUCUCUAUUCCUCUUUCUCCACAGCUCUGGUAGCUCUCUUCUACUCAACAUGUUCCACCGUCACGCAACCCCGCCUUCUUCCUCAUUCAACUACAUCCCGGGCAGUGUUGGCUCAGAUGCAACCUACUACUCGCAAGGCUCAUCACCAGAGGCGAACAGAGCGGACACGACUCCACCCCGAUCACCUGUGAGGCAGUAUGGUCCUGUGCUUUUGCCCAAGGUCCGGACGCAAGAUCAAGUAGCGGAGCCCACCCAGGGUCCGAUUAGACAUCGCAGGACGACGUCUACCUCCAGCGCCAACUAUGCCUACAGCCCUUACUCACGGCCAGCCUCGAUGGUCCGCCGUGGCUCCAGUCCCCUCAACCACAACAUCCACAACAUUCAAAAUGCCCAGAGCACGCUGAAUUCGCCUGUAUCUACUUCCUCGUAUGACUUCAGUAUCUCUACCCUCAAUUCUCCCAUCACCUUCACACGCCCAGACGCUCGUCGUGCUUCUUCGUACAUGGGAUCGCAGUCGCGCUCCAACUCAGCAAACCGAGACCGUCAUGCUCGGUCUGGCUCGGCCGGAAACGUUGAUGAGAACAUCAUUAGCCGAUAUGGCUUCCCUACCUACCGCAACCUCCCCAACUACGUGACUGCUUCGAGUGCGCCCCAGUCGCACCUUAGCCUCGUCACAUCUCUUCCCUCGGCAUACUCCUCGGUCCAGGAGAUUCCCGGCUACACUACCAUGUGCACUCAAGACUUUGCUGUCCCAGAGUUCGAGCCUGCCCCGGCCGUACAGUACCCCUCCUUCACAGAUGUCAGCUUCGACACCUUCCAGCCCAUCGCUCCUACCUCGUCUCUUGUCGAGUACCUCUCCUCUCCCAACCCUUCCCCAUCUCUAGUCCACCGCGUCACAAACGCACCUCGAGGCAUCAACAACCACUUUUGGUGGGAUGUGCGCAACCUCCGCAGCUGGGAGGACUUCAACAUCAGCACUAUCAAGUCCAUCCCCUCGGUCCUUCCCCUUCUUGAAGUCCCCGUCCCAGCCUCUUACCUCCCGCAACCCUGCCGCCAGAACCUCCAACCAGAGAAUGAGGCUGCCCUCCAUGACGUCUGCACCAACUACUACGCCAACAAGGUCAACGCCGCCCUCAAGGUCGCACAGGGAACCACCCACAUGGUCAUGCGCUCUGUCAAGCCCGUCGCUGGCGCCCGUCAGCAGCCAGAGUUUAUCUCCAACUACCCCACCGACUACGAGAAGACUAUCUUUGGUGACAGCCGCGGUCGCGUCGUUGGCCUCGUCAAGUGCUACGACCAGUGGAACACGGGUAUGCGAGGCGAGUCUCCACCCAAGCAGGUCUUGUACCUUCAAGGCCUCGCGCAUCUGCACCGUGUGAUGCGCGAGCAUGGCUGCCGCUACGGCUUCAUCAUGACUGAGAUCGAGCUCCUCUGCGUGCGCUGUGGCGGUCCUUCCGACGCCGCGACCGUCGACCCCACGACUGUCAACGCACAGACUGGCGUCCCCAUCUACGGCUACCUGGAGACCUCUGCGCCCAUCCGCCUCUCCACCCAGGGCGCGCACCCAGAGACGGGUGACAUCCAGCUCACCGCCCCACUUGCGCUCUGGUACCUACAUAUGCUUGCCAAGGAGAACCCCUUUGCCGGUAUGGGCACUUGGCGCAUGGACGUCGGCGGUCCUGCUGCCUUGACACGCCAGAACUUCCUCGAGAAGGACUCCUGGAUCCCCAAGCCGCAGCUGGGCGAGAAGCGCGAGUCGAAGCGCGUCCGGGGCUGGGUAUUCCCCGACGAGCCGUUGAGUAAGCGCGAGUGCGGCAAGGGGAAGAGGAUGAAGUCGAUUGGCUGAACGAUUGAUUCGUUGUACCUUGACUGAAGUAAUGUAUGAUUGAUGAUAUUAUUGUUUGCGCUGGCGAGAGAAAAAAGCUGCUGCUGCUG